AUGAAGUAUGUCUAUGUGAAGAAGGACUCUUGGAAUGGUGUUUGUCAGCUUGGCAGCCAAUAUCUGGACUUGGGAAAGGAGAGUGAGGAGAUCAAGAAAGAUGUAGCAGUUAAGCCUCAGGAACGAGUGGAGAAGCGGCAGACUCCCCUGACCAAGAAGAAACGAGAAGCUCUUACCAAUGGCUUGUCUUUUCACUCCAAGAAGAGCCGGCUCAGCCACUCACACCAUUACAGCUCGGAUCGAGAAAAUGACCGAAACCUCUGCCAGCACCUUGGGAAGAGAAAGAAGUUGCCUAAGGGACUCAGACAGCUCAAGCCAGGACAGAACAGCUGCAGGGACAGUGACAGCGAAAGCGCUAGCGGAGAAUCCAAGGGUUUCCACCGGAGCAGCUCUCGUGAGAGGCUCAGCGAUAGUUCAGCUCCUUCCAGCUUGGGAACAGGCUACUUCUGUGAGGAAAACAGUGACCAAGAGAAGAAGGCAUCAGAUGCUAGCUCUGAAAAACUUUUCAACACUGUUCUUGUAAACAAAGUCUCGGGUCUAGAGAGAAGUCAGGAGAAGAGCCAGGACUGUUGCAAAGAGCCCGUCUUUGAACCUGUGGUGCUCAAAGACCCUCAUCCUCAGCUACCCCGGCUACCAUCCCAGCCCCAGGCGGAACUCCAGCUCCAAAUUCCAUCUCCAGACCCAGACUUGGUCCAGCGCACGGAGGCUCCGCCCCAGUUUCCUCCUCCAAGUACACAGCCAGCCCAAGGUCCCCCAGAAGCCCAGCUGCAGCCUGCCCCACAGCCUCAGGUGCAGCGGCCACCCCGGCCACCACAGUCCCCCAGUCAUCUGCUCCAGCAGGCCCUUCCUCCUCCAGUUCAGUCUCAUCCCUCUUCUCAGAGCCUCUCGCAGCCACUGUCAGCCUACAACAGCAGUAGCCUGAGUCUCAACAGCUUGAGCAAAGAGCAAGAUAUCUUGAGGCAGGAACUAAACACACGCUUCCUGGCCUCUCAGAGCGCCGACCGGGGGGCAUCCCUGGGUCCUCCACCCUACCUGCGGACCGAGUUCCAUCAACACCAGCAUCAGCACCAGCACACGCAUCAGCACACUCACCAGCAUACCUUCACACCGUUCCCCCACGCCAUCCCACCCACUGCCAUCAUGCCGACGCCAGCACCUCCCAUGUUUGACAAAUACCCCACCAAAGUUGACCCAUUCUACCGGCAUAGUCUCUUCCACUCCUAUCCUCCUGCAGUCUCGGGUAUACCCCCCAUGAUCCCACCCACGGGCCCUUUCGGUUCACUCCAUGGAGCAUUCCAGCCGAAGACAUCCAACCCUAUCGAUGUGGCUGCUCGGCCUGGAACAGUCCCCCACACUCUACUCCAAAAGGACCCAAGGUUGACAGAUCCUUUCAGACCUAUGUUAAGGAAACCAGGAAAGUGGUGUGCCAUGCAUGUGCAUAUCGCCUGGCAGAUUUACCACCACCAACAGAAAGUCAAGAAACAGAUGCAGUCAGACCCACACAAGCUGGACUUUGGGCUGAAACCUGAGUUCCUGAGCCAUCUUCCAGGCCCAAGUCUCUUCUGAGCCAUCCAUCAUCCCCACGAUCUGGCACGACCUUCCACUUUGUUCUCUGCCGCUGGUGCUGCACAUCCUACCGGGACCCCUUUUGGGCCGCCACCUCAUCACAGUAACUUUCUCAACCCUGCUCCUUUUAACCGGCCUUUUAACCGGCCGUCUACAUUCACAGGCCUUGCUGCAGUCGGUGGCAAUGCCUUCGGGGGACUUGGAAACCCUUCAGUUACACCCAACUCAGUGUUCGGCCACAAGGAUAGCCCCAGUGUGCAGAACUUUAGCAAUCCUCACGAACCCUGGAACCGGCUGCACCGACCGUCGUUCCCGACCCCUCCGCCCUGGCUGAAGCCAGGGGAGUUGGAGCGCAGUGCGUCCGCUGCAGCCCAUGACAGAGAUAGAGAUGUAGAUAAACGAGACUCCUCCGUUAGUAAAGAUGACAAGGAAAGGGAAAGCGUUGAGAAAAGACACCCCAGCCAUCCUUCCCCAGCACCUCCCGUCCCGGUGAGCGCCCUGGGCCAUAACCGCAGCUCCACUGAUCCGACGACCAGGGGUCAUUUGAAUACUGAGGCUCGUGAGAAAGAUAAACCAAAAGAGAGGGAGAGAGACCACUCGGGAUCCCGAAAGGACCUGACCACCGAAGAGCACAAAGCCAAGGAAGGCCACCUGCCUGAGAGAGAUGGGCACAGCCACGAGGGACGUGUAGCAGGCGAGGAACCCAAGCAG
Cricetulus griseus (Chinese hamster) is the source of this 2277-nucleotide messenger RNA. Lineage: Eukaryota; Metazoa; Chordata; Mammalia; Rodentia; Cricetidae. The record is from RefSeq and is a predicted model, not a curated record.